Molecule: messenger RNA, 372 nt
Organism: Heterobasidion irregulare TC 32-1
Lineage: Eukaryota; Fungi; Basidiomycota; Agaricomycetes; Russulales; Bondarzewiaceae
Exons: 1
Coding region: 1-372 (123 amino acids)
Source: RefSeq, a predicted model, not a curated record
AUGGCUCACGUUCCUCCUCGCUCUCAAAAUCUCGCAUGUUCUGCUGCAUCUUCCUUUUGGUUGUCAUACUCACUGGCUGGCUCCUCUAUCUUAUUAAUCACCUCUGUCCGCAUCGGACCUCGAUGCCCCGCCUCUUCCCUCUGUUUUAAUGUGGGUUCGUUGCGACACCGUCGGCGCGCGCUGAGGGGAUCUUUUCGUGUUCACACCACUGUUUCUAUCCAGACAGUUUUUUUCCCCUUAUCUAUAUAUACAUGGGUCUGGGUCCGUAUAUCCUCCAAUCUGCACCUUCCACAUGCAUCUGCCUUAGUUUGUCUCUUUCUUCGUCAUACCACCUGUACAUUUAUGAUACUCUACAUGUCCUCUUCUGAGUGA